This is a messenger RNA of Debaryomyces fabryi, 513 nucleotides long. RefSeq lists its product as uncharacterized. Lineage: Eukaryota; Fungi; Ascomycota; Pichiomycetes; Serinales; Debaryomycetaceae. Gene Ontology annotation, cellular component: mitochondrion; mitochondrial intermembrane space. The coding region runs from base 1 to 513 and encodes 170 amino acids. The transcript has a single exon. The record is from RefSeq and is a predicted model, not a curated record.
AUGGCAUACACAGAGUCAGUAACUCCCAAAUCAUUGCUUACACCAGAAAAUUGCCUCUCGUCAUCUCGUAUACGGGCUUUUCUUCGCCUCUCAAGAAUAGCCACAGAUGACACUAUCAGACAGCAUUUGAACGAGGUGAAAUCCAGCAAAGAGUGUGACAAUUAUUUUAAAUCAAAGAUAGUUCCUCAAUGGGAGGCUAGAGCAUCGAUAAUUCAGUAUUGUAACGAUUAUUCUGCCCAUUUGAGACAAGAGACAACUAAAGGUAAUACGGUGGUGCAAAGCAGCAAGCAAAACCCUGAAUCAUUUGACCUUAGGGUUGAUCCAUAUGCGGUAAAGAAGUACAAUCAGCAGUUGCAAGGACAAUAUUCACAAUGUGAUUCAAUUGAGAACUGGGUGAAUAAUGAAAGAGUAGUAGAAGAUAUUAUACGGGAGCAGACGGUAGAUGUGCUUAAUGAUAAAUGUUACUUUCAAGAUUGGAUAGAGGAGUUUAAGAAAUUAAAAAAUUUAGCUUGA